This is a messenger RNA of Malassezia restricta, 1302 nucleotides long. RefSeq names its product DnaJ domain protein. The transcript has a single exon. Gene Ontology annotation, biological process: protein import into peroxisome matrix. Bases 1 to 1302 code for a protein of 433 amino acids. NCBI's taxonomy places the organism in Eukaryota, Fungi, Basidiomycota, Malasseziomycetes, Malasseziales, Malasseziaceae. The record is from RefSeq and is a predicted model, not a curated record. Gene Ontology annotation, cellular component: cytosol.
AUGAGUAGCGAAGCAGGCGAGGCGAGCCGACCCGCCAACAUCAGCCGCGAUGGCGAAAAGAUUGUCGAUAUGGAAUACUAUGAGCUACUGGGCGUGCGUGGCGACGCGACGGAGCUUGAACUGAAGAAAGCGUAUCGCAAAGCCGCCAUCAAGAAUCACCCAGACAAGGGUGGUGACGAAGAGACGUUCAAGGUGAUUGGUGAGGCGUACCGUGUGCUGAGCGACUCGAAUGAGCGUGCGACGUACGACAAGUACGGCAAGAAGAAGCCGACCGACGAAGUAGGCCUGAAGGAGGCCACAGAGAUGUUUGGCAACCUGUUUGGUGGUGAGCGCUUUGUCGACCUGAUUGGCGAAAUUAGCCUGAUUCGGGACUUUGGUCGCGCCUCGGAAAUUAUGAUGACAGACGAGGAGCGCGAAGAGAUGGAGCGCCAGAUGAACGAGCACCUCAAAAAGUCGCCCGAGACGGUCACCGGUGCUGCGGCGCCGGAGGACGAGUCGGCUGCUGCAGCCGCCACCACGUCGACCAAGCAUGAGCGCCACAAGCACAAGCUCACAGCCGAGCAGCGCGAGAAGCUCGAGGCGUUUGAGCACGAAAAAGCCGAAAAGGAACAGAAGCGCAUUGCAGACUUGACCGAGAAGCUCAAAGACCGCAUUCGACCGUAUGUCGAUGCGCGUCAUCCCGGCGCGGACGAUGACUCGGAGACGCAGUUGUUUAUCAAGCGCAUGAGCGAGGAGGCCGAAGACUUGAAGCUCGAGUCGUUCGGUGUCGAGUUGCUGCACACGAUCGGCAGUGUGUACCUGACCAAGAGCCAUACGUGGCUCAAGACGAAGCGCGGCAACUUUUUGGGCGUGCCGGGCUUUUGGAGCCGCCUCAAAGAGCGCGGUGGUAUGAUCAAGGAGACGUGGAAUGUGAUGGGCAGUGCCGUGAAUGUACAGAUUGGUAUGGAAGAACUCGCCCGUCGACAGGAAAAGGGUGAUCUAUCGGAGGCCGAGCUGCAGCAGCUUGAGCAGGACGUGAAUGGCAAGAUGCUGCUGGCCACAUGGCGCGGCACGCGUUGGGAGGUCACGGGCGUCCUGCGCCGUGUGUGCGACAAUGUGCUGAACGAAAAGGGCGUGAGCGACAAGGUGCUCAUCCAGCGCGCCCGCGCUGUUGCUCUGCUUGGAUCGAUUUACAGCCGCGUCGAGCCCGACGAGUCGGACGAUGAGCGUCGCGAGCUGGAGCAUCUCGUGGCUCAGGCCGCGCAGAAGAAGAAGAAGAAGAGCAAGCGCAGCGUGAGUGGCGGCGGCAUCCACCGGUCCUAG